Messenger RNA from Brassica napus (rape), 701 nucleotides. RefSeq lists its product as uncharacterized. NCBI's taxonomy places the organism in Eukaryota, Viridiplantae, Streptophyta, Magnoliopsida, Brassicales, Brassicaceae. The record is from RefSeq and is a predicted model, not a curated record. The coding region runs from base 184 to 552 and encodes 122 amino acids. The transcript has a single exon.
AAAACCCUAAAAAGGGACUCCAAAACAUCAUUCUCUAAUUUUCCCACCUCUUCUCUAAAGUCUAAACCCAAUCUUCCCGCCUCCCCACAUCACACCCUCUCCUUCCUUGCUCUACAAUAACAAUAACAACCCUCACUUUCCCCCCUAAUCUUCAAUCAAAGCCCCUCACAAAUCUCAAGAUCCAUGAAGGGACUCUCAUCAUCGCCUGUUCGAAGAAACGACGGCUUCCACCGCUACUUGAAGCCAGGCGCUCUCGCUCAGAUCCGUAACACUAGACUCAACUCCAGAUCCAACUCCUCCUUAGCUCUUUCCCUCCCCAGCAGAGUCGACCCGCCAGACGCGACGCCGACGACGAUGGACCAGAUGCCUGAUCUCCUGAGCAAGAUAUACGGUGGUCCGUUUCGCAUCGGUAGGAAGAAACUUGGUCCCGCUAGAUCUGUGUUGAGGACGAUGAUGGAUUUAAACCCUCCUUCUCCGAACUCCACGCUUGAAUCCGCUAGUAAUGGUAAUAACAACGUUUUAAGUAUCGUCGAUGUUUUAGUUGCUCAUUGAAUGAUGUAACCCUAUUGUUUUUGUAUCAAUAAUUACUUUUGUAAGUUAGUAUUACGCUUGUGGAAAGAUCUUCAAUUCUCAUCGAGACUUUGUUAAUUGAAUGUGUUGAUUCAUUAUAUGAUUGCCCAAUUUGGCUUUUAGAUCAUUAA